Molecule: messenger RNA, 2692 nt
Organism: Histoplasma capsulatum G186AR
Lineage: Eukaryota; Fungi; Ascomycota; Eurotiomycetes; Onygenales; Ajellomycetaceae
Product: LCCL domain-containing protein
Exons: 3
Coding region: 113-2242 (709 amino acids)
Source: RefSeq, a predicted model, not a curated record
AGCGUCGUGAUACCCCACUGGCCCGUGUCGCAAUCGUCUAUCCGUUCCUGCUUCUGAUCCUGUCUUUCUUUGUUGGCUGCCUCGGCUUUGUGGUGAGUUGAACCGCCAAAUUAUGGCCAGAGAAUCGUGGGAUGAUGAAGAGGCGCUAUCCGGCAGAACCGUCAUCGCCCCACUGACCGAUGACGAAGACGAACAUUAUACCGACGAACCUGAUGGAAUCCAGCAACUCGGCAUGUCAGGGGGUGUUGAGGCUUCGCCUACCACGCUGCCCAUGCCCGUCUGGCUGGCGGAAUCCUCCAAAUCUUUCCACUGGAAAUGGGUCCCGUUGCCGUUCCGCCAGGCUGCCCGCUCGACUGUGAAGUGGCUCAAAGGCCCCGAUCCACCCCAGGUUCUUCUCUUGAACCCACUCUUCCCUAACAUACAGUCUAUUCCUAUAAAACUCGUCGAUAGGUUCUUUCCAAAACGAAAAUACAAGAUUUGCCUGCUGCUGGCGGUGUAUUUUAUCUGGUUUCUCCCCUGGGCGCUGGUGCAGAGAAAUUCCGCUUCUGGUGGUCAUAUCGAGGGCUAUGGGAAGCCCGUUCCUAUUAGCUGUGGCGCUAGCUACUGGGCACCAGGUAACGAGUGCGGACUCAAUGGGUAUGAAUGCCGGCCGUUUAACCGCUCGACCUAUGCCUUUCGGUGUCCUGCAUUUUGCAGUAGCCUUCUCGUCCUAGAGCCGUACGUGGUAGGAAAUGUGACUGUCAACUACCAGCCUCUGGUCGUUGGUGGUCCUAUGCCUGGCGCCCCGGUUUAUGAUUAUGAGAAUGCGAUCUAUCGAGCAGACAGCAAAGUAUGCCAGGCUGCAAUCCAUGCUGGUGUUAUCAGCGACUCCACAGGAGGUUGUGGCGUCGUCGAGCUGACUGGCGCCGGCUAUUCAUACUUCGCCAGCAAGGCGCAUGGCGUCUCCUCGAUUGGCUUCCCUUCGACUUUUCCGAAAUCAUUUAGAUUCCUACGUCUGCUGGAUUCACAGUCAGACUGCCCCGGAGACUUGCGAUGGCCGCUGUUUGCUAUUACCGCAGCUGCGAUUGUCCUGGUUUCUCUCUUCACGACCUCCCCCGCUGUAUUUUUCUUCACCACCUUUUUUAUGCUCAUUCUUCAUGUGGGUCUCGUGUCUGAUCCCCCAGACCUACACAGGGUUGCAGAUCUAUUCUCGCUCCUAUGUUCAAGGCUUCUACCUGCAAGCUUCAUUGCAUAUGUGCUCUACAUCUACUGCGCGCGCCCUCUACUACAACCACUGGCUUCCCCCCCCGUUUACCAGUUCAGUAAAACAAUCCUAUACCUAGGCCCGGCGUUUAUCGGUGCGCUUAACAACUACACUUUUGCUUUAUGGAUACCCAUCCAGCGUCUUACCCCGCACGACAUCAAAUCCCAGCCAGGUGCCCCCAUCGCCCUGGCCAUCGUGGUCACCAUCAUCAUCUCCAUCGUCCUCGGCCAAGCGUGGCACAUCCGCCAAGGCGGGCUGUUCUUCCACUAUCUAAAAAUCUACCUCUGCAUUGGCGGCGGCCUGAUCUUCCUGCUUGUCCUUCCCCAAUUCCGCCUUCGUAUCCACCACUACAUCCUCGGCAUGCUCCUUAUGCCAGGCACAGCUUUCCCCACCAGGCCCUCGAUCAUCUACCAAGGCCUGCUUCUCGGCCUUUUCGUCAACGGUGUUGCCAGAUGGGGCUUUGCCUCCAUCAUCGAAACGCCAAGCGCACUGGGUGAGCUUCCUGGGCCUGGGGGGAGCCAUGGCUGGUGGGGCGCCACAAGCCCCAACGUCACCAAUUCCUCCGUCCAUAUCUCGCUGCCGUCCGGCGACAAUGUGAACCGAGGUAAUGGCAACAUUACCUUCCGGCUAUGGGAGCCGGAGCGUAUGGAGACGCUGGGCGUUGAUGGCAUUAGUGUGUUGGUGAAUGAUGUGGAGAGGUGGCGUGGGUUUUUGGACGAGGAUGUGAACGGAGUGUUUGUCUGGCAUCGACAGGGGCAUCGGGGGCUAGAUAUGUCGAGACCAGUGCCGCUGGUUGUUGAGAGAGCUGGUGUCGAUGGACAAGAGUAUGAGGAUGACGAUACCUCUCUUAUAUCAGUGCAGGAUCAAGAUGAGGAUCCGGCUGAGGAUUUGUUCUUCCGCUUUGCGUUUUUGAAGGGUUCAAAGGUUGGUCUUUAUGGUGGCGCUGGGAUUUGGAAUAGAGAUGGCAGCUGGAUAAAUCCUCCUCCUCCGAGGACUUGAUUUUCGUUUUCCGCUUCUCGUUUCAUAUAUUGCAUGUGUGGGUUUUGUUCUCUGGGGUCACCUGGGGGAAGGGAGUGGGAGGGCCGCUGCUUUUGUUCCCUUGUUCAUAUUCACGAUCGGUUUCUGCUUUUACAUUGCCGCGAGGCAAUCGAUCACCCAGAAUCCUAGACGGUCCGGCUUUUUUUCGUCUAUUGAAUAAGUAUAUCAUGUAAACAUCGCUUCCUUGCUUUUCCUUUUUUUUUUUUUCUUCCUUCCUCCCUUGUUCCUAUUCCUUUCUUGUUUUAUUUUUCAUUGACUCUUGUAACGUGUUGGACACCUUUUAUAUUCCCUUUAUUAUUUGCUUCUGCUUUUACUGGAGUCGAGUGGAGGUAACAAUACGAAUAUGGAACGGGACACUGUACGGUGUGGGCUGGUCGAUAUGAACGAAUGGUUAUUACGGUGGUAUGCGUG